Messenger RNA from Cladocopium goreaui, 321 nucleotides. NCBI's taxonomy places the organism in Eukaryota, Dinophyceae, Suessiales, Symbiodiniaceae. The record is from the annotation of a GenBank genome assembly.
AUGGCUCGAGUCUCGCCUGUCAGGAGACGGGAGCCCACUUUCAAUUUAUACAUCACGUCCAUGCAUCUGACAGGAGAGAGCAGCGAGCUGUUCAGCUCUCCCAGCUCCAUGCUGAUGCUGCUGGUGCUCCAACUGGCAGCAAGUACGAGGUUGUGCAGAAGGGAGAUGCUUCAUGCACGCGGCACACGCAACCAUUUGCCAACCACAGCAAAGAAUGGCGAGAAAGCACACAUCACCUGUCUGAGCCCUCCAAAAAUAGAUGAAAUUGAGAAAAUGUAUGCCAAUCACCUUUGGCCAAAGGCUCAUUGUGUUGAGACAUAG